Molecule: messenger RNA, 1380 nt
Organism: Brassica oleracea var. oleracea
Lineage: Eukaryota; Viridiplantae; Streptophyta; Magnoliopsida; Brassicales; Brassicaceae
Exons: 3
Coding region: 1-1266 (421 amino acids)
Molecular function (GO): zinc ion binding; nucleic acid binding
Source: RefSeq, a predicted model, not a curated record
AUGACGAAGCGGUUCAAGAUGGGGAACUUCAUAUGGGUCGCAUGCGUCAUCUCCGGAGAAGACCACGAGGAGGGGAACUUCAUAUGGGUCGCCAUCUCCGGUGAAGGCCACGAGGUGUGGUUCAACUCUGGAUUAGUAAAGGCAGUUCAUACCCUCCUUCCAAAAGCUGAGCAUAGACAGUGUUGUCGCCAUAUUUACGAGAACUGGAGGAAAUGUGGAAAAGAUCUAAGGUUACAGAGGUUCUUUUGGUUCAUUGCAAGGAGCUACACUCCUGGUAUGUUCAACUACAACAUGGAUGAGCUUAAGAACUAUGAUCCAGGCGCACAUGCAUCUUUGAUAAAGACAAAGCCAGAGACUUGGUCUAGAGCUUUCUUCAAGAUAGGCUCCUACUGCAAUGAUAAUCUGAACAACUUGUGUGAGUCCUUCAACAAGACCAUCAGGGAGCCUAGGAAGAAACCUGUGCUAGACAUGUUAGAGGAGAUAAGGCGCCAAUGUAUGACUAGGAACUACAAUAGGUCUAAGAUGGCUAAGGACAGGAAGGCUAGGUUCACCCCGAAGACACAUAAAGAGUUAGACAGGGUUGAGAAGAAGUCAAAAGAAUGUAGUCUGCGUUGGGCAUUUGGGCCAGAGACUGAGGUGGAUGAUAGAGACCAGUCAUAUGUGGUGAAUUUGGAGAAUGAGACUUGUGCAUGUCGAAGCUGGCAAAUGAAUGGUAUUCCAUGCAUCCAUGCUGCUAAGGUCAUCCUUGGCGUGGGAAGAAAACUCUCUGAAUUUGUUGCUCCUUUCUACACAACCUCUAAGUGGCGUGAAACCUACAGUUUUGGGAUCAGACCUGUAAAUGGGAUGAUAGAGUGGCCUCGGACCAAUAGAUUAGGUGUGAUUCCACCACCUAAUCGAAAUGGCAAGCCUGGUAGGCCUAAAAACCAUGAUCGAAAGAAGGGAACCAAUGAGACAGUGUCUACUACCAAGCUGAGUCGUGCGAACAGGGUAAUGACAUGCUCUAAUUGCAAAGAAGAAGGGCACUACAAGAAUACAUGUCGGAAGGCUUUUGUUGAGAGCCCACCUAAGAAACCAAGAGGCAGACCAAGGAAAUAUCAGGGACUACACUUUGGCGAGUCACAAGCUCAAUCCUCAGAAGCUCAAACCUCACAAAAUCAAUCCUCACAAGCUCAAGCAUCACCAUGGGAAGUUCCUCAAUCUUCAGAAGGUCAAUCCUCACAAGCUGAAGCAUCACAGACAGCAGCGUGGGGAAGAUGGUUUUUUUAGAUGCUUGUGUGUUGUUUAUGAUGGUCUCUGUCUGAAUGCUUUCGUUGUCUGUUGUUUAUGAUGAUGUCUCUGUCUGAAUGCUUUUGGAACAAGAACUACCUUUUUCUUUCUUCU